AUGGAGCGGCAGAAGCAACAGCAGCCCUUCGGCCCACGGGCGCUGCGGGGAAAAAGGACAGACGACCGUUGUGGCUGCUAUUUGCUGCUGCUGCUGCUGCUGCUUCUGCUGCUGUUGCUGCUGCUGCUUUUGCUCAGUGAUGGUGACGCCAGCGAAAACAGCGGCGGCGGCGGCAGCAGCAGCAGCAGCAGCAGCAGCCAGCUGCAAAUUCCUUCGUUGCACCUGCGGAGCGAAAGCACUUGCUGCAGCACUGACCGCUCCCUUAGUGAGUGCAGCAGCGAGCGGAGCCUUGACGUUGCUGCUGCUGCUGCUGCAGACGGAGCAGCAGCAGCAGCAACAGCAGCGGAGGAAGCAGCAGCAGACGAAAUAGCAGCAACACCAAGUGAGGCGACGCAAGGCCAGUCCCAAGAAGCAGCAGCAGCAGCAACACAAGAGGAACUAAGCUUUGCAGCAGCAGCAACAGCAGCAAACGAAGCAGCAGCGGGAGUUGGAGAAACGCCGACUACUGAAGAAGCAGCAGCAGCAAACGAAGAAACAGCAGCAGCAACGGAGGAAGAAGCAACAGCACACGAAGCAGCAGUACCAGAAGAAGCAAAGGCAUCAGCAAAUGAGAUGGCAGCAGCAAAAGAAGCAGCAGCAGCAAAUGAAACAGCCGCAGCAGAAGCAGCAGCCGCAAAUGAAAUGCCAGCAGCAGGAGCAGCAGCAGAAGCAGCAGCAGCAAAUGAGGCAGCAACAGCAGAAAAAGCAGCAGUAGCAAACGAAGCGGCAGAAGUCCCCAGUGAAGCAGCAGCAGAAAGCAAAGUGGCGGCAGCAAAUGAAGCAACAGCAGCAAACAAAGCAGCAGCAGCAACAAAUGGAGCAACCGCUGUGGCAAAUGGCACGGCAGCAGCAGCAAAUGACGCAGCAGCAGCAAAUAACGCAACAGCAGCAGGUGAAGCGGCAGCAGCAACUGGAGCAGCAGGAGGGGCAGCACCACGGGAGUCAGAAGCAACCGAAGCAGCAGCAGCAGCAGCCGAAACUUUAGGUGCAGCAACAGCAAACCAGGGAGAAGCACAAACACAAGACAUUGCAGCAGCAGCAGCAACAACAACAGAUGAAGAAACUGGAAAACACGCAGCAGCAGCAGCCAAUAAGAGUGCAGCACCAGGCAGCGCUGCUGCAGCAAAGGACAAUGAAGCAGCAGCAGAAAGAUGCAGCAGCAGCAGUCUCUAA
Molecule: messenger RNA, 1212 nt
Organism: Eimeria tenella
Lineage: Eukaryota; Apicomplexa; Conoidasida; Eucoccidiorida; Eimeriidae
Exons: 1
Coding region: 1-1212 (403 amino acids)
Source: RefSeq, a predicted model, not a curated record